Molecule: messenger RNA, 4135 nt
Organism: Pogoniulus pusillus (Red-fronted tinkerbird)
Lineage: Eukaryota; Metazoa; Chordata; Aves; Piciformes; Lybiidae
Gene: TMC6
Product: transmembrane channel like 6
Exons: 21
Coding region: 486-3062 (858 amino acids)
Cellular component (GO): plasma membrane
Molecular function (GO): mechanosensitive monoatomic ion channel activity
Source: RefSeq, a predicted model, not a curated record
UCAGAGGGGAAAGGGGGACUCAGCAGGAGCUGCUCCCACCGCCUCGUCGACUGGCACUGGGAUGUGGCUUAGCGAAUCGGUUGUGCCCGGGGGCAGUGGAGGAGGAAGGACAGAAGAAAGACAAAGGCAGGGUGCUCCGACGGGCGGUGGCAUCUGGGUGUGGGUGGCGCGGACCCGGCAGCUCGAGGCGGCGCUGUCGGGAGGGCGAAGAGGUUUCUGCCUCGGGGCUGUGGCUUCUGUUGUGCCCUUCCCCAGCCGACCGAGCCCGGCCCCGGAGCCUCCCUGUCCCGGGGCGGGCUCCACCAGCGCAGACACUUCCCGCAUCCGUCCGCCCUUCCUUCCUGCCCCGCCGCUUGUCUCUGACUACUGGGGCGCCGAGCCGUGCUGGCCCCAGUAUUAGUCCCCGGGUUAACUCUGUGAGCUCUCGCACUCCCGCCUGCAGGAUCCCGAGUACAAACAGCACUCCGUGGAAGCCAAGGUGCCGGAUGUCCCGGCUGCCAUCCUUCACACUCCGCGUCCCUGAGGACACCGACAACGAUGACCAGGAGCCAAGCCCGGACAGUGAAGGAGCUCUGCAUACCUCCUUCCACCAGCUCAUCCAGGAGCAGAGCAGCUUGGUAGAGGCAAGCCUGGAGCUGGAGAUGCAGGCAAGGGGCAGAGUUCCUCUCUCAGAGCACCUGAUUGUCCCAGAUGCUUGUGCCACGACCUGGCUGGAGCCCAGGCAGGGCAAGUGGCACCCCGACUACUCCUCCACCUGCCUGCAGAUCCUUGCCAAAAUGCCCAGUCGCACAAUUGGACGCAGCCGCGGGGCCAUCAUCUCUCAGUACUACAACCGCACAGCGCGGCUGCGGCGCCGGAACAGCCGCCCGCCCCUGCAGCAGCUCAGCCGCACAGCACGGCCCAGCCUGCGGCAGUAUGAUCUGGAGAAUGACCCUGUCAGAGCCGCACUGAAAGACAAGUGGAUCUUGCUGGCAAAGGAGCUGCUGAGCCUCACCCCCAGCCAGCGCAGCCGCAUGCUGCUUACCGUGCCACUCAGCCUGGCAGAGAAGCGCUAUCUCGGGCGGAUGCCGAUUGAGGUGAGGGAUGUCAUGAAGCAGCCUAUCCAGUGCCGUAUGCCCUCCUCUGCCCGUGGAGGGUUCAAAGACUCCCUUUUUCUCGGCUGUCGGGGUCUCUGGUACGGGCUUCUCUCCUUGCUCGCCGCUGCACGGCCCUGGCACUACACCCUGAAGCAGAUAGGUGGCCGCUUCGGCUCCAGUGUCCUCUGCUACUUCCUCUUCCUCAAGAGUCUCCUUCUGUUCAACACCAUCUCAUUCCUCAUCCUCGUGGUCUUCGUGGUGGCCAUGCAGGCUGCGUAUCCCCCCGACUUGGCCAAUGCCCAGCCUUUCACCGGCCUCGAGCUCCUCACAGGAGCGGGCUACUUCACUCACUCGCUGCUGUACUAUGGCUACUACAGGAACGUCACCCUCGAUGACUCCUGUGUCUCCAGCCCCAGUGGCAGCAGUUGUCCCCUCACAGCUCACUCAUUCCCGUACAACAUGCCACUGGCCUACCUGUUCAGUGUUGGGGUCUCCUUCCUUCUCACCUGCAUCCUGCUGAUGUGCAGCAUGUCCCGCUCCUUUCGGGAGAGCUACCGUGUGGGCAGCUCCACAGGAGACCUGGCUGUCAAAGUCUUCUGUGCCUGGGACUUCAAGGUGAUCCAGAGGCGCUCCGUGAAGCUGCAGUGCCAGAACAUCUGCACCCAGCUGAAGGAACUGCUGGCAGAGCAGAGGUCUCGGUCCCGCUCCUUGAGCCUCUGCCAGUGUCUGGGACACUGCACUGUGCUUUUCCUGGCCUGGACCCUCUCUCUGGGCACAGUGCUGGGCUGUGCAAUAGCUGUGCACUACUUCUCAGAGCACAUGCACGUGGUUCAGCAGGACCACCGAGCGCAGGGUGGUGAUAAGUGGCAGCAGGAAGCCAUCCUGCUGGUGCUGCCCUUUGUGGUGUCUCUCCUCAACGCGCUGAUGCCCCACAUCUACAACUUGCUGGCGAUAUGGGAGAAACAGGACUCCCCUGUGGCACGGGUCUACGUGGCGAUCAGCAGGAACCUCAUUCUGAAGAUGGUGGUCCUUGGUCUGCUCUGCUACCAGUGGCUCAGCCGGAGAGUUGUCUGCUCAACAGAAGAGUGCUGGGAGACAUGUGUGGGGCAGGAGCUGUAUCGCUUUGUGGUGAUGGACUUCAUAUUCACUCUGCUGGACACACUCUUUGGGGAGCUGGUCUGGAGGCUGAUCUUGGAGAAGAGGCUGAAGAGGAAGCAAAGGCCUGAGUUUGACAUCGCCCGAAACGUGCUGGAGCUGAUUUAUGGGCAGACUCUGACCUGGCUGGGCAUUCUCUUUGCACCACUCCUGCCAGCCAUUCAGAUGCUGAAGCUGCUGCUGCUGUUCUACAUCAAAAAGACCAGCCUGAUGCAGAACUGCCAGUCUCCCAGCAAGCCUUGGCAAGCAUCUCGCAUGAGCACUGUCUUCAUCACCCUGCUAUGCUUCCCAUUCUUCCUAGGGGCAGCUGUCUUCAUCUCCUACACCAUCUGGUCGGUGCGGCCAUCAGAAACCUGUGGUCCCUUCCAGGGGAUAGAAACCAUCUAUGAGUCAGGAAAGACCUGGGUGAAAGUGCUGGAGAAGUCUAACCCAAAGAUCACCUGGCUAACCUGGGUCCAACAGAACCUAGUGGAGAACACCUUCCUCCCAUUCUUCCUGUCUGGAGUCCUGCUAGCUGCAAUCUACUUCAAUAUCCAAGUGGUGAGAGGCCAGCGGAAGAUCAUCCGCCUGCUGAAGGAGCAGAUUGACAAUGAGGGGGAAGAUAAAAGAUUUCUUAUUGAGAAGCUUCACUCUGUUUAUGAGCAGAGAGAGAGAAAGAAACAUAAAUUCCAGACGUCCCAGGAAGAAGCAGGACAGGACUGUACUUGCAGCCAGGGACUGGAUCCAUCUCUUUCUAAGCCACCAGGAGGUGGUGUAGAAAGCACCGGGACCAUGGGAACUGCAGCGGCCUCCAGCAUACAGCUGAUCAAGGACCCACUGGGGAUGCUGUGACACAGGCACAUGGGUGCUCCCAGUGCCCAGAGCUGCUGGGGACACAGCAGGAACAGCACUGCCAUCACGUCCCAGGACAUAGCUCUGCUCCAGGCUGCUCAGUAGCAGAGCCUCUUUACAGGGUAGUGUCAGCAGAGGACAGCUCUCCCCAUCCUGUACAUGUCCCAGCCUGCCUAGAGAACAGCCUUGGGCUGUUUCCAGAAGUCUAUGAGGACAGCAAAGCAGAGACAACCUGCAGCUCCCUCUGCAUUGCCUAGGAGCAGUGAGGCUGGAGCCAGCAGCUGCCAGACACUGACCCAUCUCCAGUCCCACGUCCGGCUCAUCAGGAGAGCAGCUGGCUGACGCCACCCCCACGGAUGAGGCAAGUGGAUGCCUUCAGGCCAGGCACCCUGCAACACACUGCACCUACCAGCAAGACAGGCCUGGAAAAACCAUCAUGAUGCCAAGUGCUAGGCACAGGAACCCACUGGCCCUGGCUGCAGGCUGCCCAGCCCAUUAAAGUGUAGCUGUCUGGACUGGUCAUGCUAGAAGCUGGCAAGCAGGUUUGGUGUGUCAGCGUCACUUAGAGGUGUGCAGGGUGUGCUCAGGCUCCUUGGCACAGCCUCUCUGCCCAUCAGGCUGCCCUGGGUAAGAGCCCAGCUCUGCCCACACCGGCAGGAGUGAGGACCACUGCCACCUUGCUGCAUAAGGCCCCAGGAGCCACUUUCCACUGUGGUGUGUUGCUCCCCACCCAGGGAGCCCCUUUCCAUGACAGAACACUGGUCAGCAGUCUCCAGUCCUGCACAGCUGAUCAUCCCUGCAGCAUGGCACUGACAGACCCAGUGUGGGUUGUGUAAUGGUGAGUGCCAGGCUCAGACAGUCACAAAUACCCCCAUGACUUGGCACUGGCACAGCUUGGGGAGGCAGCUGCCUAGCCAUCUGCAGACUGGACUAGGCUGUCAGUGUAGGCAUGGGAUGGGUUAUCAGUGCAGGCAGACACAGGUUAUCCAUGCAGGCAUGGGCUGGGUUCUCCAGCCCAUGUGAGUGCUGGAGAGCAGUUACAGGCUGGCACUUGAUACAGUUCAUGAGAGAUC